AUGGGCACGGGCGCGAGCAAGGUCGCGUUCAGGGAUGUUCUUGCGCAGCUGAAGAACGAGGAUAUCGCCACGAACGACGCCGCGUUCUGGUCCAAGCUGUGGAAGACGGAGACGAAUCCCCAUGAUGUUUUCGAAGUAAUCUCCCCCACUGCCGUGAGAAAGCUGAAGGUCGCGCGUCCGGGAAACGUUGAGGCCCUCCUGAGGAUGGCUGUCUCGCACCUGGAGAAGGUGGUGGACGAUCCCGAUCCCUUCGUGCUCAAGAGCGCGAUGACCGCCGUGAGUGUGCUGACCAGGGUGUUGCCCUUCAUACUGGAGGCGUACACCGACCCGGAAACGGGGGAGGUCGAUCCCGCUCUGCAUUCGAUGUUCUGGUCGGCGGAAGAGGAACCGCCGUCGACCGCGGCGACGGCGACUAGGGAUGGGGCCGGGGCGGGGGCGGGGACGGGAGAACAGCAGCAGCAGCAGCAGCAGCAGCAACAGCAGCCAGAUGCACGGGUGGCGCUGGGGUCGGCGAUGGUGUCGGCCACCAUGCGGCUGCUGUUCACGCGGCAGCUCACGGUGGACGUGUACUCUUCGUGCGAAUCGGUCGACGCAGAUGCGGAUAACCCCCUUGAGAUCCAUGAUCCGAGGGCGUUGUGGUCGGGGGGGUUGGACGUGGGUAGGAAAGCAAGGAUCCAGCGAAGCCGAGAGCUGGAGGCUAAUCGAAUCGAGGUGAUGCGGCUGCUGCUGGUGCUGAUGUGCGAGCCUCUGUUCCAGCGGAACGUGGGCUUCGAUCCGACCGCCUCCAGGUUUGCGGAAGAGGUCUGCAAGGCCGACGCCCCGUUCGCCGCGGAGCUGUUCUUCUCCCUCUUGAGCGUCAUCGCCACGUACGAUCCAGUGGGCUGGGGGGUCCCGUACGCGGGGUCGUUCACCACCGACCUACCCGCCCGCCAACUGGAAAUGUCGGCACAGUUGUUGAUCGUGCUGCUGGACCACGGGAAGCCGCCGUUACCCGUGGUGACCAGCUCAGCGGGGCCGGACGGAGAAUCGCCGGACCAGCAGACGGCGGUAAGGGAAGACCCUCCCACCCCCGGCGACGUGGGCUACAACGUCUUCCGCAACCUGGUGCUGCACGGCCUUAAGGACGAGGAGGACUUCGAGCUCGUCUACACCGGUCUGUCGCGGCUGCUCAACACCCUGCACCGCUCGCGGAACACCUACAUGCCCGGGGCGGCCACGGAGGUUUACUGCUACCAGGAGGUGCUGGUGCUGCUGUGGAAGCUGCUAGAGGAGAACCCGGUCUUCAUGCAGUACGUUCUCAAGAACUGCGACAUCAAUGAGAUCUUGGUGCCGGUGUGCUACCUCCUGGUAGAGAACCGUAAGGACGUCUCCAAGGGGGGUCUGAUCCACAUCUGCACCUUCGUGCUGCUCAAGCUUUCCGGCGAGAGGGCCUUCGGCGUGGCCAUCAACAAGGCCUGCAGCGUGCGGCUGCCGACGGACCUGCCCCUGUUCUACGGCUCGCACCUGGACCUCCUGAUCCUGACCGUGCACAAGCUCCUGGUUGCCGGGUCGGACAGGCUGAGCACCCUCUACCACUGCUUCCUGACGGUGCUCUGCAACGUCUCUCCGUAUGCCAAGGGCCUGAGCCUGAUCGCGUCCGUGAAGCUGCUCAGCCUCUUCGAGCUCUUCACUAGUCCCGGAAAUCUGUACGCGUCGGAGGCAAACCAGACGUACGUCUCGCUGCUGCUGGAGAUGUUCUCGAACAUCAUCCAGUACCAGUACGUGGGCAACGCCCACUUGGUUUACGCCAUCGUUCGAAGGCAAGAGGCGUUCGAGUCGUUGUACGAGCUUGACCUGCCGGCAGCCGUGGCGGCGGCUUCGAAGUUCGCGCGGUCGGGGGCGGCGGCCGCACAGAAGGUACGCGCAGCGGCAGCGGCGGCGGAGGCAGCGGCGGCGGAGGCUGCGGCGGAAGCGGGGAACGGGGAGGCGGCACACGCGAUCGGCUUGAAGGCUGGGCCGGAGGAGAAAGGUGAAAGAGUUACUGCGUCGCAAGCGGUUCUGCGGCAGUCGCCAGGACCUUCCCAAGCACAGACGGCGUCCUCUAGAGGGCAAGGUUCUCCACAGGCGGAGGAGGCGCGAGCGCCGUCGGGGGCCGCCGGGGACGAGGCCCUGAUACCCCUUCGGUUCCGACCAACACAGGAGUGGCUGGACACCGUGAGGUCGGAGGUCCCCUUCAACACCAUCAUCCGGCUACUGCGCAACCUCGCCCCGCAGGUGGACGACAUGUGCCAGGAGGCAAACGGCUUGGACGAGAACACCAUGGUCGAGUUCGUGAGCAGCACAACCAUGGUCGGACUUCUCCCGGUGCCGCACCCAAUCGUGAUUCGGAAGUACCACCCCAACCAGCACACCGCCAUCUGGUUCACCGCCUUCAUGUGGGGAGUUGUCUUCGUGCGCAACCAGGAUCUGCCCAUGUUCGACGGGCAGAAAAUCCGUCUCUUCACGGUCACGAGCGGCGGGACACAGUAG
Messenger RNA from Ectocarpus siliculosus, 2508 nucleotides. The record is from the annotation of a GenBank genome assembly. NCBI's taxonomy places the organism in Eukaryota, Phaeophyceae, Ectocarpales, Ectocarpaceae.